AUGGAGUGGUACACGUUGAAGGGUCCCGACGGCGGCCUGGCGGGGUUACCCGCCCAGCAGGGCUGCAGCAUUCAAGAAAAAUUAAAUUUUGAAAUUCGAAUGAGAGAAGGAAUACGGAAACUCCUUUCUCUGAGCACUCAAAAAGACCAGAUUUUGCGUGGAAUUAAGAAUCUCAUGGUUUGCAACACUCGAAUAAUGGCUUAUACAUCGGAGCUACAGAAAUUAGAGGAGCAAAUGGCAAAGGAAACUGGAAGAUGUGAUGUGAAUUUUGAAAAUAAAGAACGAACAGCAUGUAAAGGGAAGAUUGCCAUAUCAGAUAUUCGAAUACCAUUAAUGUGGAAAGACUCUGAUCACUUCAGCAAUAAAGAAGGAUCACAGCGUUAUGCCAUUUUUUGUUUGUUCAAAAUGGGAGCUGAAAUUUUUGAUACUGACAUGGUGAUUGUGGAUAAAACAAUCACAGACAUAUGCUUUGAAAAUGUAACAAUAUUUAAUGAAGCUAGACCAGACUUCCAAAUAAAGGUGGAAGUUUAUAGCUGCUGUAUGGAAGAAUCUUCUAUAACCAGCACACCCAAAAAAUUAGCUAAGAAACUUAAGACAUCUAUAAGUAAAGCUGCUGGAAAGAAAAUAAAUUCUGUGCUUCAAGAAGAUCAUGAAUUGUGCUUCUCCUUCAGUUCUCCUGUUUUUGGAUCAAAAUAUAAUUUGCUAGCUUAUACCACCCUGACCUUGGAAAAUGCUGAGUCUAGUUUCAAGACCCAUAAUCUGUCUAUUAAUGGAAAUGAGGCGUCUUCAUUUUGGCUUCCCUUAUAUGGAAAUAUGUGCUGCCGAUUAGUCGCCCAGCCAGUUUGCAUGGCUGAGGAUGCAAUUGCAGGAUUUCUUAAUCAGCAGCAACUGAUAAAAGGUCUGAUUAGUUGGAGAAAGAUGUAUUGUGUUUUGAGAGGGGGAAAACUUUCUUGUUUUUACACUCCAGAAGAAAUUGAAGCUAAAGUGGAGCCAACUUUGGUAAUAUCCAUUAACAAGAAAACCAGAAUUCGGGAAAUGGAGAAAGAUGCCAAGAAAAUUCAUAAUUUCUCUGUCAUCAACCCUGAUCCUGGACAGGCUGUUACUCAUAUUUUUGCAGUUGAUAAUAAAGAAGAUCUUCAGAAAUGGCUGGAAGCCUUCUGGCAGCAUUUCUUUGAUCUUAGCCAAUGGAAGCAUUGUUGUGAAGAACUUAUGAAAAUUGAGAUUAUGUCACCACGGAAACCACCUUUGUUCUUGACAAAAGAGGCGACCUCAGUCUACCAUGAUAUGAGCAUUGAUUCACCUGUGAAACUUGAAAGUCUAACUGAUAUAAUACAUAAAAAGAUUGAAGAGACCAAUGGACAGUUCCUCAUAGGUCAGCGUGAAGAGUCCUCACCACCUCUUUGGACUGCACUCUUUGAUGGUAAUCAUCAAGUCGUGGUCCAGAAAAAAGUAUUAUCUCCUGCAAGUGAGCAGUCACAUGAUGAGAAAAGGAAAAAGAGACGCGCUCCCCUUCCUCCUUCUGAUAAAGCACCUUUCGGCUUAAAAGCGCAGAGCAAUACAGAUCAGUUGGUUAAGGACAACCGGGAAAAAACAAGUGUAUCUCAGACCUUGCCUUUUGAUACCAAAUCAUCGACGCUAAUGCAUCACUUACAGAAACCUAUGACUGCUCCUCGAAAAGUUCUUCCUGCCAAGAAAAAUAGUUUAAAUGAUAGCGAACAUACAGACACCACAACGAGUUUUGAAUCCAAGCCAGUGCCAGCUCCAAGGCAGAAAUCUAUCAGAGGCAUUUUAAACUGUAGAUCAUGGUUGCAGGCACAAGUAUAG
Molecule: messenger RNA, 1824 nt
Organism: Sorex araneus (European shrew)
Lineage: Eukaryota; Metazoa; Chordata; Mammalia; Eulipotyphla; Soricidae
Gene: RTKN2
Product: rhotekin 2
Exons: 12
Coding region: 1-1824 (607 amino acids)
Biological process (GO): hemopoiesis; positive regulation of cell population proliferation; signal transduction
Source: RefSeq, a predicted model, not a curated record